AAAGACUUGUCCUCCCAGGAACCCAUCUAUGGAUACUUUGGUGUCUUCAAAGCCAGGCGGACCUACAGGUGGACCAAUUCCGUGACUUCAUGAGAGGGAAAUCAAUUUUUGGACACUUUCUGGCCGCCAUCUACCCAAGUGGAGAUGUCUGAGGAAAAUCUGGGGGAAGAGUCGGGCAGCUCCCCCGUCUCUCCUGUGGACAGCCUGAGCAACAGCGAGGGGGAGCUGGACAGACAGCCGAAGAGGUGUGGGAGGAAGAGGAGACCGAGCAGGAAAAACGGGGAGGACUCAGAUAGCCCGACCCCUGGGAAAAGAGGGAAGAAGUCCAGCAGCAGCAGCCCCCAGUCUUUCGAGGAGCUCCAGUCGCAGCGGGUCAUGGCCAACGUCCGGGAGCGUCAGAGGACCCAGUCUCUCAACGAGGCGUUCGCGGCUUUGCGGAAAAUUAUCCCCACGUUGCCCUCGGACAAACUCAGCAAAAUACAGACCCUAAAACUUGCAGCCAGAUACAUCGACUUCCUCUACCAGGUGCUGCAGAGCGACGAGCUGGACUCCAAAAUGUCAAGUUGUAGUUAUGUGGCUCAUGAGAGGCUGAGCUACGCCUUCUCUGUAUGGAGGAUGGAGGGCGCUUGGUCCAUGUCAACAUCUCACUAACAUCUGGAGAAAUUAUGCCCUAAAUGGUGACUGCUGAAUCUACUUAUCACAUUCUGACGGGACAAAUCUGGAGUCCAAUGCUGGAUACAUGGGAUCACACUAUUUAAACCAAAGACGACAGAAGCUCUGGGGGGAUCAUUUUUUUGCAGGAGGCCCGACAGGGACCUGCAGCCGUGCGUUAGCUCCACACACUCCCAUUCUGAUGCGUUUUCAUGUUGUUGACGACGAAUGUUGAAAAUAUCAUGUUUUGUUUUUUGAAGAAAAGACAUUUUGAAUGCAUGUCUUUGGACUUAUUUCUGUGGAGGUCAAAGUGCAUUAUUGAAGCAGUUGUGAGACUGUCAACUGGUGGUGUAGCUCACAUUAUAAGGCUGACUGUGUGGAUCUAACCUGUGCAAAAAAAAAAAUAUUUUCAGAAUACAUUUAUUUAUUUAUUGGUGAAACGUGUUACAUUGAGGAAUAGAUCCUGUGUCUGAAUACAUUCCUAUUUUUUAUUAUCGUUUUUUUUUUGUAAAUGUUUGUAUAUUUUUUGCAUUAAAGAAAAAGACGAUUAAAGUGUUUGACUU
Epinephelus moara (kelp grouper) is the source of this 1214-nucleotide messenger RNA. It is a transcript of the gene twist1b, whose product is annotated as twist family bHLH transcription factor 1b. The coding region runs from base 145 to 651 and encodes 168 amino acids. The record is from RefSeq and is a predicted model, not a curated record. The transcript has 2 exons. Gene Ontology annotation, molecular function: RNA polymerase II transcription regulatory region sequence-specific DNA binding; DNA-binding transcription factor activity, RNA polymerase II-specific; protein dimerization activity. Gene Ontology annotation, biological process: developmental process; regulation of transcription by RNA polymerase II. Lineage: Eukaryota; Metazoa; Chordata; Actinopteri; Perciformes; Serranidae.